Messenger RNA from Peronospora matthiolae, 3642 nucleotides. The record is from the annotation of a GenBank genome assembly. NCBI's taxonomy places the organism in Eukaryota, Oomycota, Peronosporomycetes, Peronosporales, Peronosporaceae.
AUGCACAUCAAGCAGGUGAUCGUGUGCGGCUUCCGCAGCUACAAGGACCAGGUGACGGUCGAGCCUUUCAGCAUGCAGCACAACGUCGUGAUUGGACGGAAUGGCACGGGCAAGUCCAAUUUCUUUGACGCCAUUCGCUUUGGCUUGCUCACGUCGCGCUUCGCCAACCUCCGUCCGGACGAGCGCCUGGCGCUUCUGCACGAGGGUUCGGGCAAGCACGUCAUGUCUGCGUACGUGGAAAUCGUGUUCGACAAUCGAGACGGUCGUCUGCCUGUGGACGAAGCCGAAGUGGCUCUGAGACGCACGAUCGGCGUGAAGAAGGACGAGUUCUUCUUGAACCGCAAGCACAUUACGAAGAGUGACGUGGUCCACUUGCUGGAGAGCGCCGGAUUCUCUCGGUCGAAUCCCUAUUACAUUGUGCAGCAGGGCAAGGUGAACGCCCUUGCGGUCAUGCGGGAACGGGAGCGACUUGAGCUGCUCAAGGAAGUGGCGGGCACGAAAGUGUACGAGGACCAGCGGCUCAAGUCGCUCAAGAUCUUGCAGGAGACGCAGACGCAGCGUGAGAAAAUCCAAGAGGUGGUCUCGUAUAUUGAAGAGCGAUUGUCCGAGCUGGACGAGGAGAAGGAAGAGCUCAAGGAGUACCAGCAGCUGGACCGAGAGCAACGUGCGCUUGAGUACACGAUGCAUGAAAAAGAGCUGCAGAACGUGCGUGCGGAGAUUGAGGUGCUCGACAGCGAGAGACAGAAAGAGAUUGCGCUGUCCACGGAGCUGCACGAGAAGCUCCUGCAUGUUCGAGCUGAGAUCAGUCGGACGGAAAGUGACUGUCGCACGAAAGAGCAGGAGCUUGCACAGCUUGGGAGUGAACGGGAUCAAAGGGAUGCCGAACGCACAGAACUGAUGAAAGCAAAAUGCAAGCUGGAGAUGGAGGUGAACGAUCUCAAAGAGCAGAUUAACACUGACGGCGUGCGGCGAUGCGCUGCAUCUAAGGAAGCUGAAGUCAUCAAACGCAAGAUUCAAGCGAAACAAGCACAGCUCAAUACUGAAGUUCUACCCGCACUUCAACAAGCAGAGAUAGCGCAUGACCAAGUCGCACGAAAACUUGAAGAGUGCAGAAUACAGUCCGAGCAUUUAAUCGCCAAACAGAGUCGAAAGAGUCGGUUUCAAGAUCAGCAACAGCGCGAUGACUACCUUCAGCGUGAGAUCGGCGAUAUUGAGGGCUUAGUACGCAGAAAAAAGUCAGACGUUGCGUCAUUACGAAGCUCCAUUGAGGGCUUGGCGCAGUCAAUCGAGGGAUCUGAGAGAACACUCGGACAACAUACAGAGGAGCUACAUGAGUAUCGUCGUCGGGUGGACACCGUCGGGGCAGAAAUGCUCCGUCUGAAAGGGCAACGCAAUGCUUUGAAUGAAGAACGCAAGGAAAAGUGGCGUGAGGAAAGUCGGAUAUCGUAUCGCGAACGCGAACUCGAGAAGAAGUUGAGGGAUGGUGAAGCUGCGUUGCAGAGUACAAUGGCGUACGGUGUUCGGCGUGGUCUGCAGGCAGUGCGGGAGAUGCAAGAUCGUAUUCGAGGAAUUUACGGACCUUUGAUCGACCUUGUGAAGCCUGUCGAAGAACGUUACUGUAUUGCUGCAGAUGAGGCUGCUGGAGGCGCUCUUUUCCACGUCGUUGUGGAUACAGAUGACACCGCUGCGCGAAUCAUGCAAGAACUGAACAAGAAGAAUCUGGGUCGGCUAACUUUUCUACCUCUCAACCGCUUAAAAGUGAAGGAUCAUUUCGACUACCCCCGUAAUGAUGACGUUGUUGCAUUGAUCGAGAAGCUGGAAUACCCAGCAGAGGUUCGCAAGGGUGUUAUGGCUGCUUUCGGAAAGAAGUUGCUAUGUCGAGACCUGGAAGCGUGCGGUCGGUAUGCGGAGCAGACAAACAUGGACUGCUUGACCCUGGACGGUGAUAUGGUCCACCGCCGUGGUGCCCUGAACGGUGGCUUCAAGGAUCCGCGACGAUCUCGAACCCGAGCGAUGAUGGAAGUGAAGCAGGCACAAGUGGAUCUUGAAAGCGUGGCGGAAAGAGCUCGAAGGGUGAAAGCAGAGGCGCAGCAAGCAGACCAGCGGGUUACUGGUGUGAUAAGUGAGAUCCAAAAGCUAGAGGCGGAAAAGCACCGUGCUGUGUCCGCCCACGAGCGCUUGUGCAACAAGAUAUCUCAGCGCAAGACCCAAAUUCAAACUCAGAAAGAAAAUCUUGUGCAGAGAGAGCGAAGCCGGGAGUUGCAAGAGCGAGAAAUGGAAGGUCUGAAUUCAAUGAUCAAGUCGCUCCGCGCCGAGCUUCUUGCCCCGAUGCAAGAUGCUUUGACAGCUGAAGAGCAACAAUUGCUGCACUCGUUGUUGGCCAAGAUCUCAUCGCUCGAGACAGAAGAGCGGGAACAAAGACAGCGUGUGGAUGACAUCCGCUCUCAGAAAGAAGGCAUAAAGACGGUUUUGGAAGAGAACUUGAUGAGGCGUGAAACGGAGCUGGCAAAACAGCUUGGUGAAGGAAUUGAAGAGCUGGCAGCCAGUGAGCGAGAAGAACAAGUGAAGGACAAGGAGAUUGACUUGAUUGACGCAUCUCGGUUAGUAGAUGACAACACAUCGUCGCUGAAAGACCUCGAGAGGAAGAUAGAAACGUUGCAGCAGGAAAUCACGUACGGAAAAGUGCAGGUGGAUGCGCUGCGCAAAGAGGACGGCUUGCUGAGUGACCACAUCCAGCAGGAGUCCCAGAAAACUGAGAAAGUUUUGAACAGGCGCCGUCGGCUGCUAAAAAGGCGUGACGAUGCGACCCGAGAUAUCCAGGAGCUAGGAACUUUGCCGACUGCUGAGCUUGAGAAGUUUAAAGUGCUACCAUAUGAGGACGUGAUCAAACAGUUUAAGCGCCGAACCGAGAAGCUGAAGAAGUACAGCCACGUGAACAAAAAGGCUUUGGACCAGUUCAUGAGCUUCAACGAGCAACGUGCGGCCUUGCUGGAGAGAAAGAAGGAGAUUGACGAGGCGUACGAUUCGAUCAAAGACUUGAUCGAUGUCUUGGACAAGCGAAAAGAUGAAGCCAUAUUUCGCACCUUUAAAGGAGUGGCCGGCUUUUUCUCGGAAGUGUUUCGAGAGCUGGUGCCGACGGGAGAAGGCAAGAUGAUUCUAGUCGGUGCGGAUACUAGCCAGAUCGAUCAAGUUGACGAUGGUGAUGCGGCACAGGAAUCGAACGUUGACACGUACUCUGGCGUUCAGGUCAAAGUAAACUUCCGUGGCGAGGGAGAUUCUUACUUGAUGCAGCAGCUUUCUGGUGGUCAAAAGGCGUUGGUGGCUCUCGCCUUUAUUUUUGCAAUUCAGCGGGUCGACCCAGCUCCAUUCUACUUGUUUGAUGAGAUUGACCAGGCGUUAGACUCCACUCACCGAGCUGCAGUUGCAGCCUUGAUUCACCGCCAGGCACACUCGAAGGACAACCCGGCUCAGUUCAUCACGUCGACAUUUCGCCCUGAGCUGGUGAACAUCGCUGACUCAUUCUAUGGUAUCGGCUACCAGAACAAAAUCAGCAAUGUUUACUCGAUGACGAAGGAGGAGUCUCUCGGUUUUAUCUCGAACAUCAUGGCUGAGGAAGAAGGCGUGGCGGGGCCGCAAUCAUGA